This is a messenger RNA of Mya arenaria, 2094 nucleotides long. RefSeq names its product E3 ubiquitin-protein ligase RNF170-like. Bases 77 to 547 code for a protein of 156 amino acids. The record is from RefSeq and is a predicted model, not a curated record. NCBI's taxonomy places the organism in Eukaryota, Metazoa, Mollusca, Bivalvia, Myida, Myidae. Gene Ontology annotation, molecular function: ubiquitin protein ligase activity. The transcript is spliced from 6 exons.
UGCUGUUAUUGGCUGCUAGCUUGCUGUCAGUCAACAUUGCAUACAAACGAAAAACGAAACCGGUGAAAGAUUGUAGAUGGCCAGCGGAAACAACCGAAACAUGUGGAUAGAAGGGAUAGGAGAUGAUGCGCUGUUAGCCGUUGGAGGCUUCUUUGGAAUGUUUAUUCUCUUGGUGCUGAUGGUUCAACAGAGGCAACGGCAGCAUAUACAUCCGGAGAAUGUGCAAUUAGCUGAGGAAACUCGGGAGGAACUAAACCAUCAGAGAGCUGAAAAUCAGACUGAGACAGACGAUGCAAACACACAGACAGAAGGACAGCAGGAGGGCACGCCUCAUACGAGGCCAGUCAGGGAGAACCAUGGCCAACAUGACUGUCCAGUCUGCCUUGGGCAGGCCGAGUUCGCCAUACAGACAAACAGCGGACACAUUUUCUGUGGAGCUGGUCAUGGACCUUUGCCGUCCUUCAUCCAGAGCCUUCCACAGCGAUGGCAGAUAUAUUGCUGCUUGGAUCAACACUUGACCAUGCCGUUCAGUCCAGGAUCACAGUAGCAGCCAUGACAACAUCAACAGAAUGACAUCUGCCUAUGGAUGCAUACAUUUUGCACCUCUCCCUUGUGCUGUCAGAUUGAAACGUCUCUACUCUGACAGAAGGAAGUGAAUGAAUCCCCAGGAUUGUUCCUCCGGAAAAUCUCUUCAACCGGCUGUUGACAGUUUGCAUGCUCUUUGGAUGGAAUUACCUUAGCUUGGCUUGCAGAGAAUCUGUUAUGUAAAAAAUUGGGCUGCUUUGUGUUAUUAAUUUAUUGACCUUAAAUGUAUUUUAUAUGUAUUUUGCCACUAUUGUAAAAAAACAAUGGGCAUAUGCACUAGCAUAUGUUUGCAAACAGACACAUUUUAUUUUUGUAAAUAACUUGAAAAUACAUUUUGUAGGUUGACCUCAGACCAUGAAAGAUUAAUGGUAGGUUAUCUUUGACCAGCACAUGACCAGUAUUGUUUUUGAAGUUUGUUGGUCAAAGGUGAUGGUCAUGGCAAACAGUGGUUAUUCUGCAUAAUGACUCUUUAAUUCUUUGACCUUAUACCAUUGAUAUUUAGUGAUUGAUAUAUCAGUCCAACACAUAUGUAACAUGGUCCUGCUGAAAUUCAGCAAGAACUUAUUAGCAUUGCAAAUCAUUAUUUGUGCAUGUAACUGUAAAUACUAUUACGCUUUGUGUCAGAAACUUGACCGUCACAAAUUAGGGUCAUUGCUGAUCUUAUCUUGUUUCAUUAUUUUGCAUGUUUUGUCUCAGAAGCAUCCUUCAUUGAAGAUUAAACAAUAGAACAGAUCUCAAUUGUGUGAAAAACUGCUGAAAAUUUUUAAUUUCUUAAAGCGUCUAUAAGUAACUUUUGUAGCCAUAAAACAUCGAUUAUCAAUUCAAGGGGGUGAAAGCAAAAAGGUUCUAUCUGCUUCUUUAUUUAAUGUCACUUAGAACAUUUUUGCAUUCACCCAUCUUAUUGGAAAAACUAUCUGAUCUUUUGACAGCAGUAAUAUAUAUCACUGUUUUCCAGACAUCUAGCAAAUAUACCUCAUUUCAAGACAAUAAAGAUGUCAAAUCAGUCGAUCCAGCUGUGAGAGAGCAGCUUUAAACAAAGACUAUUUGAUAUGUUAUGUUUCAGAGCCAAUGUUUUUGUAUAAUUAUAUAAAAAGUUUUGCAUUUACAUGUUAUUAAAUCUGUGUAAUUUAUUCAACUUCCUUAUUAUGUCAAUAUUGUAAAAAGGUUAUAAAAUAGGCUAAAUAUGCACCAUGCACAUGAAUUGUUUAAAAUCACCCUGAGCCUCACUGCAAACAUUUAAAACUGUAUAAUUUUCAUAUCUGAGGGAGAGGCAUGUGUCAAAAGCUUGUGCCCUUAUUCACCCCCUCUUAUAUCAAUUCCUGCUUGUAUUUAAUACCAGGAAAUCACUGAUAAUGCUAUUAAUAGUAAAACAUUCUUUAUGGUCAAAAGUCAAUAUUACAGUCAUUGCUUUUUAAACAAAUUAUUUUAAUAAAUUUAUGUAAGAUCUUUGCAUUUACUGACAGAUAAUUGUCUUAAUUAGUUAAGAGAACAAUAAAAGGUUAAAAUUCA